Naumovozyma dairenensis CBS 421 is the source of this 1227-nucleotide messenger RNA. RefSeq names its product proteinase A (gene PEP4). The record is from RefSeq and is a predicted model, not a curated record. The coding region runs from base 1 to 1227 and encodes 408 amino acids. The transcript has a single exon. Gene Ontology annotation, cellular component: fungal-type vacuole. NCBI's taxonomy places the organism in Eukaryota, Fungi, Ascomycota, Saccharomycetes, Saccharomycetales, Saccharomycetaceae. Gene Ontology annotation, molecular function: aspartic-type endopeptidase activity.
AUGUUUCAAUUGCAAUCAUUAGUACCACUCGCUUUAUUGCUAUUGAAUACAUUCAACGUCGCUGAUGCCAAAGUGCACACUGCUAAGAUCCAUAAGCAAGAAUUGAGAUUGAAUGACGACAUCCCAUUCGAAGAAAGUGUCGCUAACUUGGGUCAAAAAUAUUUACACCAAUUUGAAAAAUUCAACCCGGAAGUAUCCUUCUCCAGAGACCAUCCAUUCUUCACACAAGGAAAGAAUUCUGGUCAUAACAUUCCAUUAUCCAAUUACCUGAAUGCUCAAUAUUUUGCUGAUAUCACAUUAGGUACCCCACCCCAAAGUUUUAAGGUUAUCUUAGAUACAGGAUCAUCCAACUUGUGGGUUCCUAGUGUAGAAUGUGGCUCUUUAGCUUGUUACCUACAUUCUAAGUAUGAUCAUGAUAAAUCUUCCAGUUAUAAACCUAACGGAACUGAUUUCGCUAUCAGAUAUGGUACUGGUUCUUUAGAAGGUUACAUUUCUCAAGAUACUUUGAACAUUGGGGAUUUGAAUAUUCCAAAGCAAGAUUUUGCUGAAGCUACCAGUGAACCUGGUUUGACUUUCGCAUUCGGUAAAUUCGAUGGUAUUUUAGGUUUGGCUUAUGAUAGUAUUUCUGUCAAUAAAGUUGUUCCACCAUUUUAUAAUGCUAUUGAACAAGAAUUAUUAGAUGAGAAGAAAUUCGCAUUCUAUUUGGGUGAUGCUAAUAAGAAGUCGGAAGAUGGUGGUGAAAUCACUAUUGGUGGUAUCGAUAAAACUAAAUUUAAGGGUGAUAUCGAUUGGUUACCUGUCCGUCGUAAGGCUUACUGGGAAGUUAAAUUCGAAGGUAUCGGAUUAGGUGACCAAUUUGCAGAAUUGGAAAACCAUGGUGCUGCCAUUGAUACUGGUACUUCUUUAAUCGCAUUACCAUCGGGUUUGGCUGAAAUUAUUAAUACUGAGAUUGGUGCUAAGAAGGGUUGGACCGGGCAAUAUACUGUGGAAUGUGAUGCAAGACCUAAUUUACCAGAUUUGACUUUCAAUUUUAACGGUAAGAAUUUCACGAUUGGUCCAUAUGACUACACUUUGGAAGUCUCUGGAUCUUGUAUCUCUGCUAUUAUGCCAAUGGAUUUCCCUGAACCUGUCGGACCAAUGGCUAUUAUUGGUGAUGCCUUCCUACGUAAAUAUUACUCCAUUUAUGACUUAGAAAAUAACGCAGUUGGUUUAGCUGAAGCUAUUUAA